This is a messenger RNA of Drosophila ficusphila, 588 nucleotides long. RefSeq lists its product as uncharacterized. The record is from RefSeq and is a predicted model, not a curated record. NCBI's taxonomy places the organism in Eukaryota, Metazoa, Arthropoda, Insecta, Diptera, Drosophilidae. Bases 1 to 534 code for a protein of 177 amino acids. The transcript is spliced from 4 exons.
AUGAUGUACGCAAUUUUUGUUCGGAUCCUGGUGGUGAUGUUCUCGUUGAAAUUGAUUUCUACUCAUGUCGAGUUCACCAACUUCAAGUGUAAGGCUUUGGAUCAAGAGUUUUGCAAUUUCGAAUACUGCGCCAUAAAGGCGGUGAAUCGGUCCUACAAGUAUCUUACGACUAAGAUUAACCUGUACAAGGUUCCCAUUACCAGAGUGAAGGUUAGCUUCGGACUCUACAAGCGUUUCAGUGGAUAUAAGCCCUUUCUGUACAAUCUUACCGUGGAUGCUUGCAAGUUUUUGAAGAACCCUAAGGGCAAUCCUGUUACUUCCUACUUUUACGAACUUAUCAGGGAGUUCUCCAAUAUGAAUCACACCUGUCCCUUUGAUCACGAUCUUGUUGUGGAUAAGGUUUCAAACCAAAACAUUAACUACCGCUUUACGAAAGUAUUAUCGUUUCCGGAAGGUGAAUACAUGCUCGAGAUGCACUGGAUGGCCUAUGACAUAACACGCGCUGUGGUAAAGGUCUAUGCGACUCUUUCCUAAACUCAGGUUUUACUCUUAGUCUUUAAUAAAUGUACCUAUUAUUAAAAAUUGUCA